This is a messenger RNA of Vicia villosa (hairy vetch), 2072 nucleotides long. Its product is annotated as protein trichome berefringence-like 7. Lineage: Eukaryota; Viridiplantae; Streptophyta; Magnoliopsida; Fabales; Fabaceae. Gene Ontology annotation, cellular component: Golgi apparatus. The record is from RefSeq and is a predicted model, not a curated record. Gene Ontology annotation, molecular function: O-acetyltransferase activity. The coding region runs from base 447 to 1775 and encodes 442 amino acids. The transcript has 3 exons.
UUGAAUACAGUAGACAAAAAGAGGAUAAUAGACCGUAGUGCAUCGCUCUCAUAGUAUUCCAAACACACCCACUUGUUAGUUAUCGUGCAAAUUUGGUUCUUUUCUUAAACAACCCAAAACCAAGCCACCAACAAGCAACAUCUCUCUCUUAACGUAUAAGGCAGUCUUCUCCUUUAUUAUCCAGUUAUAGCAGCAAAAUACUGACUCUAUCAAAUGACCACAUUACCCUCACCACACAUUCAUUUCCACUUAUUGCUGCUGUUAAAAUUAUCCCCUUUUUCAUGCUAUUCAACUAACCUCUUCAAUGACUUCACAACCACCACCUCAUACAUUUUUCAGUUUCAUUUUCAUUAAAAAAAGAAAACCCCACUUGACAAAUAAAACCCCAAUAUUCUCAUUAUGGACAUUUAUGGAAUUUAAGGGUUAGUUAGUUCAUUUUUCAAUCAAUGCAGCUUUUGGGUUUGUUCAGUUUUUGGAUUUCAUUCAUAAAGUUUAGAACUUUAUUCUCAGUUUUGGGUUUUAGUAACAAAACUAUGAAGGGUAAAUGCAAUGCUUGGAUCUUAGUUUCUUUCAAUGUGUUACUCACAACUGGGUCUUUGGUUUCAUUCAUGUUUGUGCUUUCAUGGAUUUACUCAUGUGCAUUUUCUAGUCAUAGUUCAGUGAUUAAGAGUUAUGAGGUUAUUGCUAACACCAGUGGUUCUCAUUUACAUGUUCAGAGCUAUGUUGAGGCUUUGAAUUUUAAUGUUUCGAGGGAUGCAUGUGAUGUGUUUGAUGGAAGUUGGGUUAGAGAUGAUGGUUAUAGUUACCCUUUAUAUGAUGCUGCUGAAUGUCCGUUUGUGGAAAGAGGUUUUAAUUGUUUUGCUAACGGGCGUAAAGAUAGAGAUUAUACGAAAUGGAGAUGGAAGCCGAAUGACUGUGAUAUUCCGAGGUUUGAUGCACGGGGAAUACUCGAACAGCUUCGCGGGAAAAGGGUUGUUUUUGUUGGUGAUUCGUUGAGUAGGACGCAAUGGGAGUCUUUGAUAUGUUUGUUGAUGACAGGAGUUGAGAAUAAGACGAGUGUUUAUGAAAUCAAAGGCAACAAGAUCACGAGACAGAUUAGGUUUCUAGGUGUGAGAUUUAGUUCUUUUGAUGUUAGGAUUGAUUUUUAUCGUUCUGUUUUUUUGGUGAAGCCUGGUCGGGGUCCUAAAUUUGCGCCGAAGAGGGUGAAGACAACACUGAAAUUGGAUAAGAUAGAUGAUAUUAGUCAUGAAUGGAUUGAUUCAGAUGUUCUUAUAUUCAAUUCAGGUCACUGGUGGACAAGGACUAAGCUUUUUGACAUGGGCUGGUAUUUUCAGGUUGGAAGCUCAUUGAAGCGUGGAAUGCCGAUUAAUUCUGCUUUCAAGACAGCCUUACAUACAUGGGCCUCUUGGGUGGAGAAUAAUAUUAACACAAACAGAACAAGAGUAUUCUUCCGUACUUUCGAAUCAACACAUUGGAGUGGACAUAACCGCGGUGCUUGCGAAGUGACUAAAAAGCCUUGGAACAAAACAAAUGGCAAGGACCGAAAUCCAAUUUCAGAUAUGAUCAAAAGCGUAGUAAAAAACAUGAAUGUUCCCGCGACGGUUCUCCACGUGACACCGAUGGAUGCAUAUAGGAGUGAUGGCCAUGUAGGGACUUGGAGCAGCAAUCCAUCUGUACCUGAUUGUAGUCAUUGGUGUUUACCUGGUGUUCCUGAUAUGUGGAACGAAAUUCUGUUCUCGUAUUUGCUACAAAAAGAUGGAGCACGAUAUCGUUAAAGCUGGUAACAUGUUGCUAGGUUAGUUAGUUAGUCCUUAUAUUAAUAAAAUCGACCUUUGUACUAAAAAAAGAAAUUGAUCUGGAUUGGCGUUCAAUGGUUUACUUCACAUCAUCAACUCUGUUAGCUUUUGAAAUGAGAGCUUGAUGGGGGGACCUAUCAAUGUAUAUAUAAAAAAAUGAUCAUAGGAGUAAAGUGGUGCUAUGCCAAUUCUUGGUAAUUUUUUUUUCAUUAAUAUUUUGUAUAUUUGGCUAAGCUUUGGGCUGUUUUUAUUCAUUAUUCUGGUUCUGAUGCCUCA